This is a messenger RNA of Xiphophorus couchianus (Monterrey platyfish), 1551 nucleotides long. RefSeq lists its product as uncharacterized. Lineage: Eukaryota; Metazoa; Chordata; Actinopteri; Cyprinodontiformes; Poeciliidae. Bases 24 to 632 code for a protein of 202 amino acids. The transcript is spliced from 5 exons. The record is from RefSeq and is a predicted model, not a curated record.
ACAGACAGCCCCGCAGUUCAACAAUGGAGGGCCCUCAACCAGGCGAGAGUCCAGACAAUGAAUACAUGGCGAUGGAUUCUGACCCGUGGGAAGACCAAGAUGACACUUAUGAAAACGGAGACACUCUUGACAUUGGUAUAAGACAAAGAGAGGUUGUGCCAGUGCCAGGAGGAGCCACUCAGCUGACUAACAGGGCCUCCCGGCAAACUAAUGACACUCCCAACCGUCCACAGAUCAACAGUCUGCCUCUCCCUAGCAGGUACAUGACUUUAAGAUGGCCUCCACCGAAUGGAAACAUAGCAUCGGCGAAAACAGAGCAAUUAGCCUUCUUGCAGAGAACCAUGGUGGGGCUGGUCUUGUUGUGCCUACUGUUGCUUGUAGUAGUGCUUGGUCUGAGCUUUGCUUGUGACAUACUCGCAAGACUCCACAAAUGGUCACUAGAGAAACAGCUUGAAGGAAUCGGUUUGGGGUGUGGACCAAGAUACUACAUUUCUAAUGCUGAGAACCAAACCUCUGAUUCAGAGCUGCAUGUCUUAAACUGUGAAAUGCUUAAGAAGUUCAUGAGUCAAGAAUCGUUUGUUCUUCACUUGCAAAACGGCUCAUGUAAUAACUCAUGGAAGUGCGAGUGUUGAUUUAUGGCCGAUGGAGAACAGGAUUCCACCCCUCUCUGUAUAUGCUUUGUAUUCAAAAUAACACUGAUCAAUAUCAUAUAGCUACGACAUUCUCUACAUGAUAAAAUAUAUUGACAUUUUGUAAUUUAAGAAUAGAUUAUGUUUAUUGUGUUGUUCAUUUUAAUAUUGUAUUUUUAUACUUGUGUAAACACACACAUGUUGCCAUGUGUUGUCUUGAGUUAAAAAAACACGUUUCCAAUGCUAUUUCCUAUGCACAAAAGUGUGAAACAUAAACUAACUAAUUACAGUUAUCUAAACAAAAUGUUAUCAAAACAAAAAUGACCACUUUUCCUUCUCAUUAAACUGAAUGUAAGGCAUUUUAACUUUUAAGCUUUUUAUAAAGUAACACAAGAAAAAGGUUAGUUGGAUUAACUCUACAGGUUUAAGUUGAAGUCACCCUGGUAACCGAAAUGCUAACCAUAGCUUACCAAAUGAAACAUUAAAACAAAAUUAACUUAACAAAAAGUAAUUAGAGGUGCUUUCUUAGUUUUCAAAACCUGACUCUCCAUGUUUAUUACAAUUGAAAAUAUUUUCAUAAAUACAAACUUGUAUAUAUUUUUUUAAUAUAACUAAAUGGCAUAGCUCAGCAGAAGGUUGGGCUACCUGUUAGAGAAAACAGAAAAAAUCUGGUCACCCCAGCACAUAAAAGGUAUGGUGGAAAAAUUUGUGUUUUUGAAUCUGUAACUAUUUAUCUCUCAGUAUACCUUGUUAUACUGAGGUAUACCGUGAAAAAAGAUAGGAGAUUGAGAAACAUAUGAUCAUAGAGCUAAGCAAUAUAGAGAUAUUUGUUGUUUUGUAAAAUAAAAACAAAACAAGUCUUGUAUUUAUUCCUAUCCGAUGCUUUGUGAGCUGAAUAUAAAGUACCGUAUAUAGAACAAAA